Aphanomyces astaci is the source of this 1890-nucleotide messenger RNA. RefSeq lists its product as hypothetical. Gene Ontology annotation, cellular component: mitochondrion. The transcript is spliced from 11 exons. The record is from RefSeq and is a predicted model, not a curated record. Gene Ontology annotation, biological process: malate metabolic process; pyruvate metabolic process. Bases 31 to 1845 code for a protein of 604 amino acids. Gene Ontology annotation, molecular function: NAD binding; malate dehydrogenase (decarboxylating) (NAD+) activity. Lineage: Eukaryota; Oomycota; Saprolegniomycetes; Saprolegniales; Verrucalvaceae.
GCCAUUUCGUGAUUUUCCACCGACACCAUCAUGUUGCGUGCGGCGGUGAUCAAGCGAGCGUUCAUGCCACGGUUUGCUCGGCAUCAUGCGUCGUCGUCCUCGGAGUUCGCAGACCUCACGACGAACCUCACAUACGUCAACGACGAAGAAGAAGCGUAUACGCGUGCGUCGACCAAUAUGAAGAAGUUCCUGCCGCCCUUGCGGACGGGCAAGAAAGGCAUUGAUCUCAUUCACGACCCACUGUUCAACAAAGGCACGGGAUACAAGCACGCCGAACGGGAUCGGUUAGGUCUCCGCGGCCUCGUCCCGCCUCGCCGCCUCAACAUGAAGUUACAGCUGGAAAAACUAUACUCGUUGUACCAAGAAGAGGAAAACCCCCUCCGCAAGAACAUAUUCUUGUCGGAGCUGCAGAACCGCAACGAAACGCUCUUCUUUCGCCUCCUCAUCGACUAUAUUGAGGAAAUGGCUCCCGUCGUGUACACCCCCACCGUGGGCCUUGUGUGUCAAAAAUUCGGCAGCAUCUUUCGCCGAUCCCGCGGCAUGUACUUUAGCGCCGAAGACAAGUCCCAAUUUGGUUCCAUGGUGUACAACUGGCCCUGCGACGACGUGCAAGUGAUUGUCGUCACGGAUGGCAGUCGCAUUUUGGGUCUUGGCGAUUUGGGCGUGAAUGGCAUGGGCAUCCCCAUCGGCAAACUGGCGCUGUACACGGCGGCCGGCGGCAUCGACCCUCGCAAAGUGCUCCCAGUGGUGCUCGACUUGGGCACCAACAACGAAACGUACCUCAAGGAUCCGUACUACCUCGGCAUGCAGCACCGCCGUCUCGAAGGCGAAGCAUUCUACAGCGUCGUGGACGAGUUUAUGCGUGCGGUGCGCCAUCGGUGGCCCAAGGCGCUUGUGCAGUUUGAAGACUUUUCCAGUGAUCAUGCGGCGGACGUGCUACAUGCGUAUCGGUUGAAGCAACUGUGUUUCAAUGACGACAUCCAAGGCACGGGCGCGACCGUGUUGGCCGGCGCGCUCUCGGCCUGUCUUCGGGUCAACACGCCGUUGAAAGAGCAGCGCAUUCUCGUCCUCGGCGCGGGCAGUGCUGGUCUCGGUGUGUCCACGACGUUGCUCCAAGGCAUGCUGCAAGAAGGCGCCAAGCUCGACGACGCCCGCAAGCGGUUUUACGUGUUUGACCAAUUCGGGCUCCUUGGAGAAUCCAGGACAGACCUCACGUCUGGGCAGCAGUUCUUUGCCCGCCCCGACCUCACGGACAAGACAUCCUUGCUGGACGUGAUCAAGCAAGUAAAACCCACGAUGAUCCUUGGGCUCAGCGCGGCGCGUGGCGCGUUCACAGAGGAAUGCAUCCGCGAAAUGGCCAAGCACGUGGAGAUGCCGAUCGUGUUCCCGCUGUCCAACCCGACGUCUGUCGCCGAGUGCACGGCGCAACAAGCGUACGACUGGACCGACGGCCGCGUCGUGUUUGCCAGUGGGUCUCCGUUUGCACCGGUAACGUACAACGGCCACGAGUACGUGGUGAGCCAGUGCAACAACAUGUUUAUCUUCCCCGGUGUGGGUCUCGGCGCGGUCGUGUGCGGCGCGACCCGCGUGACGGACCGCAUGUUGUACGUGGCCGCGCAAGCAUUGGCGACGUGCAUGACCCCCGAAGAGAUUGCCAAGGGUCAAGUGUUUCCCAGUGUCAAGCAGAUCCGAAAAGUGUCGCUCAAGGUGGCGACGGCGGUGGUCCAGUGUGCCGUGGACGACGGCCUAGCGUUGAGCCCACCUGUGCUCCGCAAGGGCGCAAAUUUGGAGGAGUUCGUCGCGUCCAAGAUGUACCUCCCCAUCUACCGCGCGCUCGUGGAAUAGGGACAACAACGUAAUAGAACAUUCCAUGGACUGCUGCUUGAAUGA